This is a messenger RNA of Rhinopithecus roxellana (golden snub-nosed monkey), 1262 nucleotides long. RefSeq names its product chibby family member 1, beta catenin antagonist (gene CBY1). The coding region runs from base 138 to 647 and encodes 169 amino acids. The transcript has 6 exons. Gene Ontology annotation, cellular component: nucleus. NCBI's taxonomy places the organism in Eukaryota, Metazoa, Chordata, Mammalia, Primates, Cercopithecidae. The record is from RefSeq and is a predicted model, not a curated record. Gene Ontology annotation, biological process: negative regulation of Wnt signaling pathway.
CGGGUGGGUAAAGGUGUUAUCUGUACUACAGAGUCCUUGAUAGGGGGUUUCGGGGAGCGCUUGGACCCUGGCUUCUGGGACGCUUCAGAAUAUUAUCCAGCAAUGCAAAUGAACAAACUAUAACUACACACAGCUGCAUGGACAAAUGUCAGAAACGUGACAUUGAGUGUGAGAAGCCAGAUGCAAACGAGGACUCACUGUGCAAUUCCGUGCAUGUACAGUGGCCAGGAGAAGGGAGUGUUGGCUUUGCUUUCAUCAGGCCAAAGAUGCCUUUCUUUGGGAAUACGUUCAGUCCGAAGAAGACACCUCCUCGGAAGUCGGCAUCUCUCUCCAACCUGCAUUCUUUGGAUCGGUCAGCCCGGGAGGUGGAGCUGGGCUUGGAAUAUGGAUCCCCCACUAUGAACCUGGCAGGGCAAAGCCUGAAGUUUGAAAAUGGCCAGUGGAUAGCAGAGACAGGGGUUAGUGGCGGUGUGGACCGGAGGGAGGUUCAGCGCCUUCGCAGGCGGAACCAGCAGUUGGAGGAAGAGAACAAUCUCUUGCGGCUGAAAGUGGACAUCCUGUUAGACAUGCUUUCGGAGUCCACUGCUGAAUCCCACUUAAUGGAGAAGGAACUGGAUGAACUGAGGAUUAGCCGGAAGAGAAAAUGAAGACCCCAGAGACAUUUAUUGGGGAGUAGGAUGUAGCUAAGUGCUUUUUUUUUUUUUUUUUUUUUGCCCAGACUAGUGGAUUCGGUCCUGGGAGAGAGUAUCAUAUAAUGGGACCCACAGGCACUGGCACCCUUGGGUUGGCAAUAGAAGGUGACAUGGAAUGAAGAAAACCAAGAUUGCAGAUGGGGACAGUAACUAGAAGGUGCUUCAGAUGCACUGCCUGAAAACCAGACCACAUGGAGGCCUGGGGCUGCUGAUGAGCCUUUGGGUGCUCUCCACACACAAGAUUGCAAACACACAUGUCCCAGAAUAGCUCUGUUGGGCCCUGUUGGGAGAAGCGGCUGGAGUUCAUUCUCUCACCCCCUUACAUUGGGGUUUGGGGUUUCGCAGCAGUUCUGCAGAGCUCUGUGUUGGGGGUCAUGGAUGAGUGGCUCUCUUGGCUCUUAAAGGCAGGCCUCUCUCCUUGCCUUUAAAGAAUCCUCAUUCCUCACACCUGGCCUCCUCUGGCUUCAGCUUCUCAGUAGCAAACACCAGCCUUCCACAGCAACACUAUAUUUUUAUGCUACUUUCCUGUUUACACUACUACUUUUUUAUUAAAUGAUGUUAAAUAAUCUC